CCCUCCUCCGCCUACUCCCUCACCCUCUCCACCCGAAUCUCCAAAUCCUCCGCACCCCUCCGCGGCCGUCUCGCACUCCCCACCGACCCCCGUCGAUCCGCCGAGGUCAUCCUGGUCUUUGCGGACCCCUCUUCCUCCUCUGCUCAACUCGCCAAGUCCGCCGGAGCGGCGUAUGUCGGCGGCGAAGAGCUGUUCGCGCGGAUCCUCAAUGGCGAGAUCGUACCCACCAAGUGUCUGGCGACGCCAGGAAUGAUGCCUGCUGUGGCGAGCAAGCUGGCGAGGUUUCUGGGGCCAAAGGGGCUGAUGCCGGUUGCGAAGCGGGGUGGGGUAGGUGAGGGGGAAGAGCUGGCCAAGCGGGUGAAGGAGGCGGCCGGGGGGAUGGAGUGGAAGGGGGACAAGUUGGGGGUGGUGCGUGCGCCUGUAGCAAGAAUGUCGUUCCCGCUUGAAGCAGUCAAUGAGAAUGUUCGAGCUUUCGUAGCUGCAGUCAAGGAGGGAUCGGCAAAUGCCGCCGCCAGCGCAGCAGAUUCAACAUCGCGCAAGCGGCCACGUUUGUCCACCCUUCUUCGUCGCAGGAGUUGA
Messenger RNA from Dioszegia hungarica, 579 nucleotides. Its product is annotated as ribosomal protein L1-like protein. Lineage: Eukaryota; Fungi; Basidiomycota; Tremellomycetes; Tremellales; Bulleribasidiaceae. The record is from RefSeq and is a predicted model, not a curated record. The annotation marks the transcript as partial. The transcript is spliced from 2 exons.